CAAGCAUACACAUGGGAAGCGUCGUAUACGCGUUCUUGGGACACCGUUCAAGAAGACGAAGCUGGCAGUUUACAAUCUUCUAUUGAGGAGCUGAUGGCAAGGGGGAGGCGGCGACGGUACCUCCUUGCCCCAGCUGCUGCCAUACGACGUACGAUUAUUCGACAUCUGGUGUUGCUCCUCGACUUGUCAGCGUCGAUGAUGGACAGAGACAUGAGACCGACACGAUUCGACCUCAUGCUCCAAUAUGCGCGAGAGUUUAUAGCGGAAUGGUUUGAUCAGAAUCCUCUGGGGCAGAUUGGCGUGGUUGGUAUGAGGGCUGGCAUUGGAGAACGAAUCGGAGAAAUGUCAGGAAAUCCACAAGACGUACUGAAAUAUAUUGCUGAACGACACAAACUUGAGCCGACUGGAGAACCUAGUCUCCAAAAUGCAAUUGAAAUGGCCAGAAGCAGUAUGAAUCACCUUCCAACCCACUCAUCUCGUGAAAUAUUAAUCAUAUUUGGGUCGUUGACCACAUGCGAUCCCGGAAACAUUCACGAUACAAUUGACACAUGUGUAAAGAACAAAAUCCGCAUCUCCGUCGUCGCUCUGGCCGCAGAGAUGAAAGUCUGCCGGGAGCUCUGUAACAAAACAGGCGGUCAGUUUGGGGUGGCUAUGAAUGAAGGACACUUCAAAGAUCUUUUAUUCGAGCUCAUCCCACCUCCUGCACAACAUGCAACGUCUCGUGUUGCCGGGGCAGGCACUGGAUCUUCCAAUCCCGCCGCCGACCUCAUGAUGAUGGGAUUCCCCACCCGCCUCCCGGACGCGACCGCUCCAACGUUGUGUGUAUGCCAUUCCGAACUUAAAAGCGAAGGCUUCCUUUGCCCACGAUGUCUAUCCAAAGUCUGUGAUGUUCCUACGGAUUGUGAUAUCUGUGGUUUGAUGAUUGUGAGCUCUCCACAUCUUGCGAGAAGCUACCACCAUCUUUUCCCGGUCAAGCCUUACGAUGCCCUUCCUUAUGGCGAUGUGACCGAUCCAUCGAGCUCAUGUCAUGCAUGCUCGCGUCCGUUCCCAACGGCAGUCUCAGCCUCAGCAACUGAAGGCGUAAGCCCUGUGGGUCGAUAUAAGUGUCCAGAGUGCCAUCAUGAUUUUUGCGCGGACUGUGACGUCUUUGUCCACGAUGUCAUUCACUGUUGUCCUGGUUGCGGUAACUAG
Messenger RNA from Laccaria bicolor S238N-H82, 1191 nucleotides. RefSeq lists its product as uncharacterized. Gene Ontology annotation, cellular component: transcription factor TFIIH core complex; transcription factor TFIIH holo complex. NCBI's taxonomy places the organism in Eukaryota, Fungi, Basidiomycota, Agaricomycetes, Agaricales, Hydnangiaceae. The annotation marks the transcript as partial. Gene Ontology annotation, molecular function: zinc ion binding. The transcript is spliced from 7 exons. Gene Ontology annotation, biological process: regulation of transcription by RNA polymerase II; nucleotide-excision repair; DNA-templated transcription. The record is from RefSeq and is a predicted model, not a curated record.